Messenger RNA from Lolium rigidum, 3618 nucleotides. RefSeq names its product probable E3 ubiquitin ligase SUD1. Bases 7 to 3285 code for a protein of 1092 amino acids. The transcript is spliced from 9 exons. The record is from RefSeq and is a predicted model, not a curated record. NCBI's taxonomy places the organism in Eukaryota, Viridiplantae, Streptophyta, Magnoliopsida, Poales, Poaceae. Gene Ontology annotation, molecular function: zinc ion binding. Gene Ontology annotation, cellular component: endoplasmic reticulum membrane.
CCAGCCAUGGCGGAGAUCGUCGACCCGGCCGCCGCCGCCGCCCUCGCCGCGGCCGAGCCCGAGCCGGAGCCGCUCUCCGCCGCCGCGGCCGCCGCCGCCGCCGCGGAGGACGACGACGACGACGAGGAGGAGGGCGACGUGUGCCGGAUCUGCCGCAACCGCGGCGACGACGAGCACCCGCUCCGCUACCCCUGCGCCUGCAGCGGCAGCAUCAAGUUCGUGCACCAGGACUGCCUCCUCCAGUGGCUCGACCACAGCAACUCCCGCCAGUGCGAGGUCUGUAAGCACGCCUUCUCUUUCUCGCCCGUCUACGCACAGAACGCUCCGACCAGGCUUCCUUUCCAAGAGCUCGUGUUCGGCGUCGGAAUGAAAGCGUGCCACGUGUUCCAGUUCGUCCUCCGGCUGGCCUUCGUUCUCUCGGUCUGGCUCAUGAUCAUCCCCUUCAUCACCUACUGGAUAUGGCGCUUGACGUUUGUCAGAAGUUUUGGUGAAGCGCAAAGGCUGUUCUUGAGCCAUAUCAGCGCCCAGUUGAUCCUCAGCGACUGCCUACAUGGUUUUCUUCUCUCGGCGAUCAUCGUCCUCAUAUUUCUCGGAGCUACCUCUUUGAGAGACUAUAUAAGGCAUUUGAGAGAGCUUGGAGGGCAUGAAGCUGACAGGGAUGACGCGGGCCGUGAAAGGCAUGGUGCUCGAGCUGUCAGAAGGCUAGCUGGUCCUAACAACAGGGUUCCUGGUGCUGAUGGAAAUAUUGAUGAAUUGGCAGAGGCCCAAGGAAUCGGUGCUGGGGAACUUCUGAGGAGAAAUGCAGAAAAUGUUGCUGCGCGAUUGGAACGACUAGAGGCUCAAGUUGAGCAGAUGCUAGAUGGUUUGGAUGAUGCUGAUGGUGCGGAGGAUGUUCCUUUUGAUGAACUCGUAGGCAUGCAAGGCCCAGUAUUCCACUUGGUUGAGAAUGCAAUAACAGUUUUGGCCAGCAAUGCUAUAUUCCUCAUUGUUGUGAUCUUCGUACCAUUCUCAUUGGGAAGGAUUGUCCUGUACUAUCUAUCAUGGUUUUUCUCUUCAGCCUCUAGUCCUAUGCUGGCUAAAGUAAUGCCCUUCACAGAAUCUGCCAUCUCUUUGGCUAAUGAAACAUUGAACAGUGCAUUUAAUGCCAUGAAGAACUUCUCUUCCGACAGUCAUAGUGAGGGUGUUAUUGGGCAUGUGAUUGAGGUGGUUACGCAGUCCUUAAAGAUAAAUGCCACUGCUCUUACUGUAAUUCAGGGCACUGGGAAGACAAGUUUGCUAAAAGGAACAUCUAUCGGCUCAUCUUAUCUUUCCGAUCUGACAACUCUUGCUGUUGGAUACAUAUUCAUCUUUUCCCUUGUGUUUUUGUACAUUGGAUCAUUGGCUUUACUUCGAUACGCCAGGGGAGAACGUUUUACUAUUGGAAGACUCUAUGGUAUUGCAGCAAUCCUAGAAGCCAUUCCAUCUCUAUUCAGGCAGUUCUUUUCUGGAAUGAAGCAUCUCAUGACUAUGGUCAAAGUUGCAUUCCUUCUGGUGAUUGAACUCGGAGUAUUCCCCCUCAUGUGCGGUUGGUGGCUUGAUGUCUGCACUCUGAAAAUGUUGGGUACAACAAUUGCUCAAAGAGUCGAAUUCUUUACAUUGUCACCCUUGGCGAGCUCCUCUAUCCAUUGGCUUGUUGGGAUCGUAUAUAUGCUCCAAAUAAGCAUAUUUGUCAGUCUUCUUCGAGGGGUACUGCGGAACGGAGUUCUUUAUUUCUUAAGGGACCCUGCUGAUCCGAAUUACAAUCCUUUUAGGGACUUGAUUGAUGAUCCUGUACAUAAGCAUGCCCGGCGAGUCCUUUUAUCUGUUGCUGUGUAUGGAAGCUUGAUUGUGAUGCUGGUCUUCUUACCUGUCAAACUGGCCAUGCGAGUAGCUCCUUCAACUUUUCCUCUGGACAUCACCAUUUUUGACCCAUUUACCGAGAUUCCAGUUGAUGUGCUUCUGUUCCAAAUAUGCAUACCAUUUGCGAUUGAGCAUUUCAAGCCUCGUGCAACAAUUAAAGCUCUGUUGCAUCAUUGGUUUGCUGUCGUUGGCUGGGCGCUAGGAUUAACUGACUUUUUACUGCCAAAACCUGAAGAAAAUGGUGGGCAAGAGAACUGGAAUGGCAGGGCAGAAAGAAGAGAUAGGGUACACGGUGGGAGGGAAAUGGUAGCCCCACAGCUUGAGCAGCGGAUGAUACAGCAUGACGAUGGCAGGGGUAAUGCUAAUGAAGCUAAUGAUGUUGCUGAAGAAUCUGAUGCAGAUGAUCAGGGAGAUUCAGAGUACAGCUUUGCACUUCGGAUCGUACUCUUGCUUGUAAUGGCGUGGAUGACACUGCUAAUAUUCAAUGCUGGAAUUAUUGUUAUUCCUAUCUCACUUGGCCGUCUGGUUUUUGAGGCUGUUCCCCGCCUGCCAAUCACACAUGGCAUUAAGUGCAAUGAUCUGUUCUCUUUUAGCAUUGGUUGCUAUAUUAUCUGGAGCGCAGCAGCUGGAACACGAUAUGCAAUUGACUACAUUAGAUCACGACGUCUGGCCUUCCUGGUACAACAGAUCUGCAAGUGGUGCUCUAUUGUUUUGAAGAGCUCUGCUCUCCUAUCAAUAUGGAUCUUCAUUAUUCCGGUGCUGAUUGGACUCCUUUUUGAGCUACUGGUGAUUGUUCCCAUGAGGGUGCCUAUUGACGAGAGCCCAGUUUUUCUCUUGUACCAGGAUUGGGCUCUUGGUUUAAUAUUUUUGAAAAUAUGGACUAGACUGGUAAUGCUGGAUCAGAUGGCACCUUUGGUCGAUGAAAGCUGGAGGAUGAAGUUCGAGAGAGUAAGAGAGGAUGGCUUCUCCCGACUGAAAGGUCUCUGGGUCCUGCAUGAGAUUAUCACGCCCAUUGUCACAAAGCUCCUCACCGCGCUUUGUGUCCCAUAUGUGCUCGCGAGGGGCGUCUUCCCAGUGCUUGGCUACCCGCUGAUCGUGAACUCGGCUGUCUACCGCUUUGCCUGGCUCGGCUGCCUGAUAUUCAGCACACUCUUCUUCUGCGGCAAGCGGUUCCACGUCUGGUUCACCAAUCUCCACAACUCCAUCAGGGAUGACCGCUACCUGAUCGGCCGGAGGCUGCACAACUUCGGCGAGGACUCGCCCCGACCGAUCAGCAAUGAAGCUGACGACUCCCGAGCGCCACCAGGAGAUGAGGGCCAGGCGCUGAUCCCUUUGGAGGACCAGGAAGAUGACGUGGGGCUGAGGUUCAGGCGAAACCACCAACAACCGAUGCAGGUUCUCGAUUAGCCAGAGGCAUGGUCAUCAUCUUACCCUGCUGCAGCCUUUUGUUGUGGGUUUUGUGUAACCGGCAGGCAUUGUAGAGUGAUGAGUUGUGUUGUCCACCUUAGAGUAGUAGGGAAGUAUUGUUGUAAAACAUAGCAAGGGAGAGAGGGGGUAAUAAUAAGGUAGAAGGUAUUGAAGCACAAGCUGACGGUGAACUAUGUAUCUGGGGUAGUUGUUGCUGAAUGUGUAUAUAUGUUGACAGAUAGCACUCCAAAGACCACAUGAUUUGGUCUUUUUCUGAUCUGAUGAGUAUGUAGCGCAUACAUACAAUUUGAUAUAAUUCCGAAUUCUGAGCAA